Molecule: messenger RNA, 594 nt
Organism: Peniophora sp. CBMAI 1063
Lineage: Eukaryota; Fungi; Basidiomycota; Agaricomycetes; Russulales; Peniophoraceae
Source: the annotation of a GenBank genome assembly
AUGUCCAACAUCAUCGCUGAGAUUGUGGCCUCGACCCGCUUAAUUUCCUCGCAGAUAGACGACCUUGUCGAACACGGGAAGAAGGAGGAGCUCGACGCUCUGCAACAAGACGUGGCUGCCAAGCGCGAACGAGUCAAAGGACUGGGAUCGCAGUACCAGCAGGAGUCCACCACGGAAAUGAAAAAGGCCGCUGAGACUGGACUACAAAUCGCCAACGUUGUCAAGGAGCUAGAGGUGCUUUGGCAAGGGCGGGGCUUCGUAGAGGCUGAAACCAUCAGACUCGCGCAAGAGCGAGACCGGCUCGAGGAUCAGCCGAUGUCGAGGCAUGUUCACCAUGCCGUCCUGCAAUGUAUUGCGGACUACAGCGAGCUAUCUAGCCGUAUCCUCGCAGACAUGGUAGACUUGAGUGCAUGCCUGCGGGAGCUCAGUGCGGGAGUAUGGCAGUCGACGCAUGAAAUCAAUGCCCUGCAACGACUGCUCAGGGAGGCGACGGAGGCGUUCAAUGUUAUCGAGGCAGUUAACCGUGAGUUGCAAAACGCAUUGGCAGAGGUUGAAGAGCAGCACUUGUCCGAGUGCUCCUCGGAGUCAUCUUGA